UUGAGUCCUGUUCUUGUUUUCUCGCUGUAAUGAUGGCGGCACUGGGAAAAGCGGGAAACUCUACGGUACGUUGCGAAUUCUGAAUAACAAAAAUACAGAAAGUAAGUUACAGUUUACGAGAAACAACGAGUUGACGGCUCGUUAUCGCAACGAUUUGUGCGUAAGCAGAAUGAACUUGUGAUCCGACGUUUCAAGAGGCGGCUUCAACGAUGGAACCUCCGCAAGAAUUUCCAUUCCCUUUCCCACCGUAUGAGAUUCAGAAGCAGUUCAUGAAAGAGCUCUACAAUUGUUUGGAAAGUGGAGGAUUAGGUCUCUUCGAAAGUCCGACUGGCACCGGGAAGUCCUUAUCUCUCAUCUGCGGUGCCCUGAAAUGGCUGGUCGAUCAUGAGAAGUCCGAGAAGCGGGAAUUAACUUCCGCAAUUGCGGUGAUUGACGGUAAAAUCAAGAAUUGCGAGAGACCAACUGACGAUUGGUUCUCAGCACAGACAGAGCUGAUACAGCUGAAUGCUGAGAAGCAGACGUUCCAAGCUAAAUUAAACGGAAUCCUCGAGUUUGAGGGUGAGAAAGAAAAGUUCAAGAGAAUGAUUGAAUCUAAAGCUGCGAAGACUAAAACAGCGCAGAGAGUGAGACAGCAAUUCGGAAGUUUGCAGAAGAAACCAGCGGACCAAGGUAAAGCUGAAGAAGUAGGCUCGGAUGUUAGCGAUACAGAGAAGGAUCUUAUCCUGGAAGAUCCAUUGUCAGAUUCUGAGGGAAGCUCCGAGGAAGAGGAUAAGGAGGAACCGUUAUUUAAGAAUACCAAGAUCUUUUUUUGUUCCAGAACGCACUCGCAACUGACACAAUUUGUGCACGAGUUGCAGAGAUCUCCCUAUUCUGAAGAUAUUUCUGUGGUACCAUUGUCAUCAAGGCAGAACUACUGCAUCAACAAAAGCGUCAGGAAAUUGAAGCAUAUAAAUCUGAUCAAUGAGACCUGCCUUCAGUUGCAAAGGAGGAAGACUACCGUUAAAAAGGAGAAAGAUCUGAAGAGAUCAAAAACUACGAAUGGCUGUCCCUUCGUACCAGGUGAUCAGAAAUUGCUGAUGGCUGGAGUGCUGACAACCGUUCAAGAUGUCGAGGAAAUUGUGCGUAAAGGCCAAGAGUCAAAUACUUGCCCGUAUUAUGGCUCGAGGAAGUCCGUAAAGAAUGGACAAUUGAUAUUGGUCCCAUACAACUCCAUUCUACACAAGAACACCAGGGUCAGUUUAGGGAUAGACUUGAAAGAAAAUAUAUUGAUCAUAGAUGAGGCCCACAAUUUACUGGACGCCAUCGAAGGAAUGCACAGUUCUGUCAUCACAGGGAGAAAUUUACUCCAUUGCUACAGUCAGCUGUCCCAAUAUCAGAAAAAGUUCGAUUCUCUGUUCUCGGCUAAGAGUGUGCUGUACUUAAAUCAGCUGAGCUUCUGUCUGAAGAAGUUUCUCAUUCUCUUCGGAGCGACAACGAAGUCUCAUCCUAACGACGAGGUCGACAAGUCGAUAGUACCCAAAUUAUACAAAAUAGAAGAGUUCGAGCUAUUCACGGAGAUUGAUACGGUCAAUAUAUUCAAGCUGCUGGAAUUCGUCAAGGCUUCGAAACUCGUACAUAAACUGCAAGGGUUUGUCGAGCAAUACGGUAACAAUGUGAAAAUCGGUGAACAGAAGACAACGAAGUCUGGAAUAACGGAAUUUCUGAAUUCGAUCAAAAAUAAGGAUACACCGUCUCAAGAAGCUGGCAGUAUCGCGGGUACGACAAACACCGGUGAAGAAGUAACGAGCAGUCCCUUGAUGGCGAUUCUAAGCUUCUUGGAAUCCCUGAAGAGCAGCUGCUUGGACGGCAGAAUAUACGUUUUACCUGGUGCGACUAUUGGACAAGGGAUUGUAAAAUUUUUACUGCUAAAUCCUGCGGCGCAUUUUCAUGAUAUUGUGAAAGACGCCAGGUCGGUGGUACUAGCCGGUGGCACAAUGGAGCCGAUGUCUGAGUUCAUAGAUCAGCUAUUCCUGAUGGCAGGUGCCACGACGGAUAGAAUAACGACGUUUUCCUGCGAUCACGUGAUUCCCAAAGAGAAUAUUAUAUCCAACGUCGUGAUGCGCGGCCCCACUGGGGUCGAACUCGAAUUCAGCUUUCAUAAUCGUCAAGAUACAAAAUUGCUGGAUGAAUUGGGCAGAACUCUGUUAAAUUUAUGCAACAUCGUGCCAGCCGGAGUCGUGGUGUUCUUUCCGUCUUACAAGUUUGAGGAUGCGGUGUUUAAGCAUUUGGAUAAAUCCGGCGUCCUGUCGAAAAUUUCUGUGAAGAAGUGUAUCUAUCGUGAACCGAAGUUAGCAUCGCAGGUGAGUGUAAUAUUGGAUCAAUACGCACACUCCAUCAAGAAUCCGCAAUCUCCGCGCAACGGAUCAUUGUUGUUCAGUGUAGUUGGCGGCAAAUUGAGCGAAGGUUUAAAUUUCUCCGACGAAUUGGGUCGAUGUGUCAUAGUCGUCGGCUUGCCGUAUCCCAACAUUAAGUCACUAGAAUUGCAAGAAAAGAUGAAAUACUUAAACGAGAACGUGAAACCAGACGCUGGGAGUAGGUUUUACGAGAAUUCUUGUAUGAAAGCAGUGAAUCAGUGCAUCGGCCGGUCUGUACGUCACAUAAAUGACUAUUCGACGGUCGUACUGUUGGACAAACGUUACUGCCAUAAAAUCAAAGUGCUACCGCGGUGGAUUCAACGUUCCGUGAUGAUCAACGAGUCAUUUGGAUCUGUAAUCAGUAGCAUGGCGAGGUUUUUUGCAGCGAAGAAACCUAAGUAAUACAAUAUAUACAUAUAUGCCUCGUAUUAUUCCCUACAUCUCUCUCUCUCUCUCUCUCUGAUGCGGAUCUGAUGUUUUUUGAACAA
Molecule: messenger RNA, 2881 nt
Organism: Dinoponera quadriceps
Lineage: Eukaryota; Metazoa; Arthropoda; Insecta; Hymenoptera; Formicidae
Product: probable ATP-dependent RNA helicase DDX11
Exons: 10
Coding region: 210-2795 (861 amino acids)
Biological process (GO): establishment of sister chromatid cohesion; nucleobase-containing compound metabolic process
Cellular component (GO): nucleus
Molecular function (GO): hydrolase activity, acting on acid anhydrides, in phosphorus-containing anhydrides; DNA binding; DNA helicase activity
Source: RefSeq, a predicted model, not a curated record